UGAAAGGCAUGAACGUGGAUUUGGACAUUUGAUUAGGUGCAGCCGGAUUCCUUUUUUUUUCGUGGAACAGUCUCCUUUCUACGCUCCGCACAUAUAGCAUCACCAUGGACGUUUUGGCGAAUCACGGUAUUUUUCAGGAACUCCAGCUAGUGCAUGACACCGGCUACUUCUCUGCGAUGCCUUCGCUGGAGGAGAACUGGCAGCAGACACGCCUGGAGUUGGAGCGUUAUCUACAGACGGAGCCCAAGAGGCUGUCGGACCUCUUUGACGAGGAGCUUGACUGCCUGCUCACCCCGGCCUACCUGAAGGAGGACAGUGAAGAAGAACUACUAGACCCUCUCCUCCCCAGCCCUACUCUACCGCCCCUGCUCUGCCCCUCUCGGAAGCACCUCUCUGGGGCCUUGAAGUCUGCCAAACUUAGAGACGGGAUGGGGUUAGGGUCUGGAGGGGGAGGGGUACACCCAGCCCAGUUGAGCGCCGUCACCUCCCUGACUCCGCCCUCGUCCCCGGAGCUGGGACGCCACCUGGUCAAGCCCGACCCCCACCAGACUCUGACGGCGUCCGCGGACGGCACGCUCACUCUCAAACUGGUGGCGAGGAAGGUGGGGCUGAGCUCCGCCAUGCUGGCAGCGACAGACGCGCCACCACUGCCCACAAGGCGUGACACCACAGGCGGGCACAGCGACGGCGAGCAGGGGGGCACGUGUGUGAUGGGCGUGGGGGGUAUCUCUGAGAACAAGAAGAGGGUCCACCGCUGCCAGUUUAACGGCUGCAGGAAGGUCUACACCAAGAGCUCCCAUCUCAAGGCCCACCAGAGGACACACACAGGUGACAGACACUCAUCAACACUACUCUGCAGUCUACAGCACAGUCGAAAUUGCAUUGGUUUUUAUUUCAGAUACUUUGAGCAUCAGAUUGAGCCUGCCUUGAAUACCAAAUGGACGGCACUUUUGGGACUAUUCUGUUCCAUCCCACUGCACUAGGCAAG
Messenger RNA from Oncorhynchus kisutch (coho salmon), 988 nucleotides. RefSeq names its product Krueppel-like factor 7. Gene Ontology annotation, biological process: regulation of transcription by RNA polymerase II. Gene Ontology annotation, molecular function: RNA polymerase II cis-regulatory region sequence-specific DNA binding; DNA-binding transcription factor activity, RNA polymerase II-specific. The record is from RefSeq and is a predicted model, not a curated record. The transcript has 2 exons. Bases 105 to 983 code for a protein of 292 amino acids. Lineage: Eukaryota; Metazoa; Chordata; Actinopteri; Salmoniformes; Salmonidae.